This is a messenger RNA of Trichoplusia ni (cabbage looper), 2263 nucleotides long. RefSeq names its product U3 small nucleolar RNA-associated protein 4 homolog (gene l(3)72Dn). Gene Ontology annotation, molecular function: RNA binding; protein binding. The record is from RefSeq and is a predicted model, not a curated record. The transcript is spliced from 11 exons. The coding region runs from base 122 to 2239 and encodes 705 amino acids. Gene Ontology annotation, biological process: maturation of SSU-rRNA from tricistronic rRNA transcript (SSU-rRNA, 5.8S rRNA, LSU-rRNA). Gene Ontology annotation, cellular component: t-UTP complex; 90S preribosome; small-subunit processome. Lineage: Eukaryota; Metazoa; Arthropoda; Insecta; Lepidoptera; Noctuidae.
GUUGUCAAAGUGACAUUUGGUUUCGUGGGUAUUUCAAAGUGAGAUGAACAUGAGGUUAUGUGUUUGCAUGUGAUUUAAGUAAAAAUAAAAGUAUUGACGAACAUUAUAAUUAACUACUAAAAUGGCGAGUAAAGUGCAUAAAGUUCGUUAUUAUAACCCAAAACCUCAGCCAAUAAAUUGUAUUUCAUACAAUAAAACGAAUAAACAAAUCGCAGUUGCAAGAGGCGACGCUUCUAUCGAGAUAUGGGACCUGAAGCACGCACCGUACCUUAUAAAGUUUAUUCCCGGUGUCGACAAAGGUUCUGUAGAAGCACUCGGGUGGGUGAAGGAUCGAUUGCUGUCGACAGGUCUCGGAGGGGCUUUGAUUGAAUGGAACCUCGACACCCUAACUCUGAAAACAACAGUUUUACUUACGGGUUAUGCUGCAUGGUGCCUUGAUGUGAACUCUGAUAACACUUUAGUUGCAAUUGGUACUGAACAAGGAUAUGUAAACUUGUUUAGUGUCGAGCAUGAUCAAAUCAUAUACAAGAAGCUAUUUGAUAAGCAGGAAGGCAGGAUAUUGUGUUGUAAAUUCAAUAAAGAAGGAAAUAUACUUGUAACAGGUUCUAUAAACACCAUAAGGGUUUGGAAUGCUGAGACAGGUCAUGCUAUAACACGGAUGUGUGUACUGCGGAAGAAGAAGCAGAUUAUUGUGUGGUGUCUGGCAAUUCUGUCAGAUAACACUGUUGUUUCUGGUGACAGUCAAGGCAAACUAAUAUUUUGGGACAGUAAAAUUGGUGAUCAGAUUGAAUCAUAUUCAACGCAUAAAGCUGAUGUAUUGUCAAUAGCAGUAUCUGAUGAUGAAAAAAGUAUAUUCUGUAGUGGAGUGGACCCUGUCAUAAUGAACUUUAUAAAAGUGAACAAAAGCACAGAAAAACAGACUGAGGCCCAUUGGGUGAAGAAUGUACAGAGAAAUAUACAUGAACAUGAUGUUAGAGGACUUGUUGUGGAUGGUGAUAAACUCAUCUCAGUGGGGGUUGAUGGCUAUCUGACAUUUUCGAGUUAUCCACCUAAGUGGGUGAUGAGAUUACCCCCUAUGAUACCAGGCCCAAGGUCUUCUAUUAGCAGGCGAAAGAAACUACUACUAUUAAGGUAUAGCAACCACUUAGAGGUAUGGAAGCUAGGUUCAUAUGCAACAAAUAAUGAUGGUAAUGUGUUGAUUACAAAUGUAAUUACAACACAAGAUGUUACUUGCACAGAAAAUAAGGCAAUAGAAGAAGAUUCAACAAUUGAUGUUAUAAAUAGGACUAAUGCAGAAAACACGCACAAGCAAAGUUUAAAACUGACAGAAAAGCCAGUUAAGUUAGCCUCUAUACAAACUAAAGGAAAGAAACAGUUAAGGUGCUGUGAGCUGUCACCAAGCGGAGAAAUUGUUGUGUAUGCAACAGCUACUGAUGUCAGAAUGCUUAAAUUGGAAACUGAUGAAGAUCAGUCUAACAUAUCACUAUCUAAAGUAUCGAUAAGUGGUAUUCCGAAAGCUGGUUGUGACCGCGUAGCUUUCACUGAAGACUCUUCUAUACUGGUAGCUCACUGCGAAGGAAUCCUUCACGUGUUACAAGUCGAUCCCGAAGCUGGCGCCACACCCGUGCAAGUUAUCUCUUUGGAUAAAUAUUUAAAAUCAAAGUCAAUAUUACAUCUUCACGUUUCGCCAAAGAGCCCGACGGGCGUAACUUAUUUGGUGGUCGCCGAUACUCAAAGCAACGUGGCGGUUUGGACGCAAAGCAAUAAGAAGUUUGAGUUCCAUGUAAGCCUACCUACGUACCACUGUGUACCAUCGGCUUUGACAGUCGACGCUCUGCGGGAAAACCUCAUCAUAGCGUACGUCGAUCAAAAGUUAGUAGAGUACGAGCUGCGUGAACGUCGCUUCUCCCCGUGGCCGGGCGGCGCGCUGCCGGCGGGCUGGGGCUCGCGGCGGGCGGCGGCCCGCGCGCUGCUGCCGCACCCCGCCAGGCACGCGCUCGUCUGCCAGGACGACACCUCGCUCUGGGUCUUGGAGAACACCAACAAGGAGCCAUUUGAACCAGCUGCGAAACGAAAGUCCAUGUCUGAGAGUAAAAACAUCGCAUUUAAAAUCAUCCCGAUCAAAUAUUUGGCUGACUUCCACUGGCUCGAUAAGGAUGAAGCUGUCACAAUAGAGAUUCUGCCUGAAAGUAUAGUCGCCCAGUUACCACCUAUUGCAGCAACUAAAAGACAUGGAUAAAAUAAAACAUAUUUUAAAACAUUA